GUACCAUGAGGAUCGUGAUGCUAUCUUUCUUCACUAUAUCGUUAUUUGGUGCCGUUGCAGCUGAUGUGCUCAUCACUUACCCUGCCGGGGGAGAAACCCUGUCGGGUGUCAACGAUAACACUAUCACCUGGAUAGAAUCAAAUAUCGUCCCUACGAUCUCAAAUCUAGACUCCUACACCAUAGUUCUCUAUAUGGGAGACAAUGAUAACUACACCGAAAUGGCCAGCACAACCCCAAGCACCUUCACGUCUCCCACACCCCUCUCAAACGUCAUCUCCUGGGAUCGAUUCAACGUUCCCAAUUCAAAGGACAACGCAUACCUCAACCCUCAAAUCCAACACCAGCGUCCAGAUCGUCAAUUAUUCAAACCGCUUUUCUAUGGAGGCCAUUAAUUUCACCGUCCCCUUCGACUCACCUAGAAAAGGCCAAGGCCUCAAUCCACCAACAGCAAGAGAAUUCAGCUGCUCUUCCAAAUCCUGCCCCUCCGCCGUCGCUCUCGUGGGGCUCAAUGCGGCGACACCAACCACUCUUGCUGUAACAUCAAUUCCGGCGACGAGGCCCAAAUUAGGUCAAUCGGGAUCUCAACCUGAAGAUGGCGAUUUUUCGUUCAACGUUGUGGCUGUAACGCUUGGUGUUGCCGGUUUGAUAUUCACGAUUUUCUGUAUCACUGUCUUUGUUAUAUCUCGCCGAAGAGGGGGUGGUUCUGGAAUGAACGGUGGGACGCCGAGGAAAGGGAUUUCGGUGAAGUGGUGGAACAAACUUCCCAGGCCAGACUUCGGAACUUCAGAAUUGUCCGCUGGACCAGGGCAGUAUGAAACCGCGGAACUACCUGGAGAAGACGGAGUUCCUAUCUUCGAGUUGCCAGCCGAGAGUAUAAGGAGAGGUCUAGAAGGGGGCAGGAAGCGGAGUCAAAUGUCAAAAUUCAGUGGGAGUUCAAGCGAAGUCACCGACGCGGAUAUCGGACUGGGAAUCCAAGAAUCGCCACCUCAUCCUCUGAAUACGGCUCAUCUCCAAACUGCCGAAUCAGAGAUGCGCGAAGCACGAGAAACAACAAAUUUACUCCCAGCAACCUCGCCAUCUCACUCAAGAUCAAAUUCUGGAGCAUCGAAUCCUCACCGGGAAACGCCAUCUCAACUACCAUCAAGAUCUCUCUCAGAAAGACCAAAUACUCCGGUCUCAGCACCGCCGAAGAGUAAAGCGGAGCUGAGAGGUUUAGUAGGGGUUUUUGCACCGCGUCCAGUGAGCGAGUUAGAAUUGAAGUAUUUAACUGGUGUCCUUACUCCUUUGCCUACACCGAAGCCGAGGGAGAAGAAGUAUACAUAUAUCUACAAGUAGCAUUUGGUCGUCAAUCAAUGGAAUCUCCAAAUUUGG
Messenger RNA from Hyaloscypha bicolor E, 1371 nucleotides. RefSeq lists its product as uncharacterized. The transcript is spliced from 3 exons. NCBI's taxonomy places the organism in Eukaryota, Fungi, Ascomycota, Leotiomycetes, Helotiales, Hyaloscyphaceae. The coding region runs from base 202 to 1335 and encodes 377 amino acids. The record is from RefSeq and is a predicted model, not a curated record.